AUGCCCUCGAUUGGUAUUACUGUGUCUCACUCCGCUGGAACGAAUCUAGGACAUGCGGUUCGCAAUGUCAAGAGUCGAACUGCUUUGGUCACCGGAGGUGCCCGAGGGUGUGGUCUUGCAUUUGCCCAGAGCUGCGCUGAAGCCGGAGCCGACGUCGCCAUCUUUGACGUUAUCGAACCAGACGAAACGUUCCAGUCUUUGAGUGAGAGAUACGGUGUCCGGACAGCAUACUACGAAGUCGACGUAUCUUCUGGGCAAUCUCUCCAAAAAGGCUUCGAUCGGUUCAAGUCUGACUUCUCCAAUGCGCUCGAUAUAUGUAUACCAUGUGCUGGAAUCAAUCGUCAUCUUUCCUUCCUCGAAUUCUCGUACCGAGACCACUACGAUCUACUAUCCGUCAAUGUGUUGGGGUCAUACUUUACGGCACAACUAGCAGCUCGACAGAUGAUCGCAAACGGUACACGACAUGGGAGCAUUAUUCUGGUGGCCAGUAUCGCCGGCCAGCGAGCCAUUCGAAGCCAGCUCUGUAGUGCGUACUGUGGAUCCAAAGGUGCCGUGAAAGCCAUAUGUCCGGCCAUUGCGCAGGAAUUGGCUCCUCAUGUGAGUAUCAUCCUGCUGCUAUAUUGCAUUAUCGACUGA
Molecule: messenger RNA, 636 nt
Organism: Aspergillus chevalieri
Lineage: Eukaryota; Fungi; Ascomycota; Eurotiomycetes; Eurotiales; Aspergillaceae
Exons: 3
Coding region: 1-636 (211 amino acids)
Cellular component (GO): intracellular anatomical structure
Molecular function (GO): oxidoreductase activity, acting on NAD(P)H, oxygen as acceptor
Source: RefSeq, a predicted model, not a curated record